AUGGCUCGUUAUGGUAAAGAAUAUUCUAGUUACAACAGAAAUAGAAGUUGUUCAAGAAAUCGUAAACAAAAAGGAAAUCGUAUACUAUCACAUGAAUCUCAAUCUGAUGAUUCACAUAAAUCAUCAUUUGAAAAAUCAAAGAAAUAUAAUCCAUCACAAAGAAAAUCCAAUCAACAUGACAAAGAAGAUUCAGAUAGUUUAUACAUAUUGGCAAUUCUUUUAUACUAUGAUGCAUUAUCAAAUUUUAUUAUUGAUAAUAGUAGCAUUAGUAGAGAUGACUAUUGA
Funneliformis caledonium is the source of this 285-nucleotide messenger RNA. The record is from the annotation of a GenBank genome assembly. NCBI's taxonomy places the organism in Eukaryota, Fungi, Glomeromycota, Glomeromycetes, Glomerales, Glomeraceae.